AUGGCCGGAGCCAUCAUACUGGACGUCGUGAACACUUUCGAUGUGCGACCAGGCGAUCCUAGGAUAGAGCUCAUCGAAGAGGCCAUGCAUACAUCCAUGGAAAUUAUCACUGCGGGUGUAUAUUUAGUGGACUUGGUACCCAUUUUGAAGCAUCUUCCAUCUUGGUUUCCUAGGGCUGGUUUUAAGCAUCAGGCCGCCAAGUGGAAGACUCUUGUGGAUGGUAUGUACGAGAUUCCUUAUAGUCAACUUAAUACAUCGAUGCGAGAGGGCAACGCAGAGCCUUGUUUAGCCGCCACCUUGCUUUCCAGAAUUGAGGAUACCGAAGAUGCGACAGACUUUGACAACGUAUUCAUGUCUGUGACUGGGACUAUCUACGGAGCUGGUGCUGAUACAACAGUGGCGGCCCUCACCACAUUCGUCUUGGUCAUGACUAUGUUCUCGGUCACACAGCUCGCAGUCCACGAAGGACUUGAUCGAGUCCUGAGCAGGAAGCGCCUGCCCGAGAUGGAAGAUCGAGGGUCUCUGCCUCGCAUCACUGCUAACCUUUAUGAGCUUCUACGGGCUAUAUUACGCGAUACGAACACCUACCCUGAUCCUGACACCUUAAAGCCAGAGCGGUUCCUCAACGAAGACAGAUCGUUGAGGAACGAUGUGCCAUAUCCUACUGAAGCAUUUGGUUUCGGCCGGCGGAUCUGUCCAGGACGCCACUUCGCACAUGAUAUCAUGUGGUUGGACAUUACGAACAUCCUCGCUGUCAUCAAAAUUGAACAUGCCAUCAACGUCAAAAACGGGGACGAGCUCGCGCUGAAAGGAGAGUUUACUCCCCGUUUCAUCAGUAUGCCAAAACCUUUCAAGUUUACCCCACGUUUUCCGAAGGCAGAGACCCUAAUUCAGGUCUCUGCUUUUGCUGAUUGA
This is a messenger RNA of Phanerochaete carnosa HHB-10118-sp, 915 nucleotides long. RefSeq lists its product as uncharacterized. Gene Ontology annotation, molecular function: heme binding; oxidoreductase activity, acting on paired donors, with incorporation or reduction of molecular oxygen; iron ion binding. Bases 1 to 915 code for a protein of 304 amino acids. NCBI's taxonomy places the organism in Eukaryota, Fungi, Basidiomycota, Agaricomycetes, Polyporales, Phanerochaetaceae. The record is from RefSeq and is a predicted model, not a curated record. The transcript is spliced from 8 exons.